AUGAAGAUUCAUCUCUUUUUCUUUAUUCUGCUCUUUUGGGUCACAGUUUUACCAGCCAAAAAGAAAUAUCCCCAAUAUGGUAGCUUGGAUUUGAGGAGAGAGUGCAGAAAGGGUAAUGGCCGAUGUAGAGUUGAGUGCCAUGAAAGUGAAAUUAGGAUUGCUUUCUGCAUACGACCUGGAACUCAUUGCUGCUUGCAGAAGUAA
Messenger RNA from Mirounga angustirostris (Northern elephant seal), 204 nucleotides. Its product is annotated as beta-defensin 110. Gene Ontology annotation, cellular component: extracellular region. Gene Ontology annotation, molecular function: CCR6 chemokine receptor binding; chemoattractant activity. The transcript is spliced from 2 exons. Lineage: Eukaryota; Metazoa; Chordata; Mammalia; Carnivora; Phocidae. Gene Ontology annotation, biological process: innate immune response; defense response to bacterium; cell chemotaxis. The record is from RefSeq and is a predicted model, not a curated record. The coding region runs from base 1 to 204 and encodes 67 amino acids.